Haliotis rufescens (red abalone) is the source of this 2611-nucleotide messenger RNA. RefSeq names its product macrophage-expressed gene 1 protein. NCBI's taxonomy places the organism in Eukaryota, Metazoa, Mollusca, Gastropoda, Lepetellida, Haliotidae. The record is from RefSeq and is a predicted model, not a curated record. The transcript has a single exon. The coding region runs from base 54 to 2246 and encodes 730 amino acids.
UGCAAUGAGGAAGUAAAUCACUACGACGGCGGGUGGCGACAUCGACAGUCGACAUGUUGUGCUUCGUCUUCGGUGUUAGUAUUGUAGCCGGCGUAAUCGGGGGCGAAUUGCUUAACACUGUCCAGAAACCUGAGUUUCCUAAAGGUGACGUCCGAGCGUGUUACGGAGAUAACAAGAAACUUGAGCGUUUUGAAGUUCUGCCUGGUCAAGGCUGGGACAACCUGCGGAACGUGGACGCCGGUCUCGUAGUCGUCUACAACUACUCCAGGUGUCGGACAACUGAAGACGGCCGUUUCCUCAUCCCCGAUACAGUCAACACCAUCCCUCUGAAGGCAAGUAAGCUGAACGUUUAUGCUGAACUCAUUUCACAUUGGUCUAACUACACCAGUACCACGGCUCACGGUGUAAACAUCGAUGCGGGACUUAAGUUUGGCUCAGUUAAAGUCAGUGGUACAUUUUCUUCCGGUUAUGAGAGUGUGAAAUCCAAACAGAUAGGUGAUAAAUCUUACACAACCCGAGUCCAACUGAGGUACGUUCGCUACUCAGCCAAGCUACAACCCGACGCCAGUCUCCACCCCACGUUCAAGUCUCGUCUUCUGAGUAUCGCGGGAAGUCUGCAACUGAACAAGACGGACCAAGCACGCUAUGAUAGUGAACUUCUUGUGCGGGACUUUGGGACACACGUCGUCACCAGUGUGGAUGCAGGUGCUGCCUUGGUGCAAGAAGACCAGGUGUCUUCGGAAUUUGUGAACAGUAGGAAAUUCACAAAGAAUCAAAUAACGGCUGGAGCGAGUGCCUCGUUGUUUGGGAUCUUCAGUAUUGAUGUCUCUUAUCAUUCUUCUACGUCUAAUGAAGUGAAGACAGCAUAUGAGAAGAGCAGAUCCUCGUCUCAGAUAGAUACCCUGGGAGGUCCUAUGUUCAAGGCAUCCAACUUCACAGCCAACGACUGGACAAACGAGGUGGACCAUGAACUGGUGGCUGUGGACAGGUCCGGUGACCCCCUCUUCUUCCUCAUCAACUCCGCCUCUCUCCCCGAGCUGCCCAACUCCGUCCUCUAUCAACUUCAGACCCUUGUUGAGGAGACUAUUCUCCAUUACUACGAGUUUAACACGUACAGAGGUUGUACAGAGCUGGACUCGCCGAACUUCAGCCCUGCGGCCAACUUGGAUGACGGAACGUGUAAAAGUCCCUACACUAACCUGACAUUUGGUGGAGUUUACCAAACCUGCAGUAUGUCUUCAGGCUCAAACAACGGAGAUCUCUGUUCUGGCCUCGACCAAGUCAACCCUAAGACAGGAGGGCAUACCUGCCCGGAUGGGUAUGAAUCAGUAGAGCUGCACACUGGACGCUUGUCCGACUCAAAGUCGGUCCACUCUUGUCACUCCUGCUGGCUUUUCUUCAAGUGUUGCCACGACAACUACUACCACAGCGAAGCUACCUACAUUAUGCAUUGGUGUGCAGCUACGGGUCCGGUGUCUCAGGACUCCGGCUUCCUAUUCGGAGGCCUGUACACGUCACAGCUGAACAACCCUCUCACCCAAGGAAAAACUUGCCCUGUCAACUUCUACACCCGCACCUUGGGGAAGGACCUCCACAUCUGCAUCAGUGAUGACUACGAGCUGGGUAUGAAGUAUUCCAUGCCAUUCGGAGGUUUCAUCAGCUGUACAACUGGUAACCCUCUUGCUAUGAACCCUAAACCUAAGUCAAAGGGUGACAUGAACUCGGCCUUGCCCUCACUGCACUCAUUCUUCCAAGGAUCCAAAACCUGGCCUAAGCAUUGUCCCAAGGGCUACAGUCAGCAUCUGGCCUACGUCGAUCAGGGCUGUGAGAUCAACUACUGCCUUCUGGCGGGAUCUCUCUCAGAAGUUGGACUUCCAAAGAUCCGACGGCCGCCAUUCCAGACUGCUCCUCUGUUGCUCCCCAGUACUGAGAACCACGUGGUGUUUGACCCCGUGACCCUGACAUGGCGUAAGAAUCAAGAGGCAAUGCAAUUCAUCAAUGCACAUGGUGGUGAUGCUACGUCGUCGUCUACCGGAAGUGGUAUGUCUGCUGGGGCAGCAGCUGGAAUCGCUGUGGUUACUACUCUCGGAUGUGUCGUCAUCUCCACCAUCAUCAUCGUCCUUAUCAAGCGACGUCGAAAGUCAUCAGCGGGAUACCGCCAUCUUGCAAUUGAUGAUCCCCUUCUGUCUUCUCAAAGUAACUAUGGUGCAACCGGAAGUGACGCAGUGAAUGUAAACGUUGAGUAGGGACGUUAUACUAAUAUGGUCCAGCUAAAGGCGAUUGUCAAUUCUUUUACUUUCUGGAGACUGCAGUAACCAAUGUAAGACAAGUUUGCCAGAACGUAUGUGUAACCACUGGUGAAAGACAUGUGUACGAAAAAAUGUGUCAACAACUAUUAUUGAUUCGUUUGUUGUGGACAAUUUGCAUCAUAUAUGACCCUAUCUGUUUGCUUUGAUAUGUACAUACUGUCAAACACGGUUGGAAACAAAUUCACUCUUGCAAUGUUGAGACAUCAACAUGGUUAUAAAAAGAUUCUUAAUGCAUAAUAUACAUUGUUUUAUACUAUGUAGAUUCAUUCCCAUUUAUAACCAUAAAAUGUUAAUGUCUGAAA